AUGCUGCGCAAGUCGGGCACCCAGCGCCGGCAGCCGGCGUUAUGGCGGCGAUGCCGCAGCCUCCGGCAGAUCAAGCAGGUCCAUGCGCUCAUGGUUCUCCGGGGCUUCCUCUCGGACCCCUCGGCGCUCCGCGAGCUCAUCUUCGCCUCCUCCGUCGGCGUCAGGGGCGGCACCGCGCACGCCCGCCUCGUGUUCGACCGAAUCCCGCACCCCGACCGGUUCAUGUACAACACCCUCAUCCGCGGCGCCGCGCACAGCGAUGCGCCCCGGGACGCCGUCUCCAUCUACGCGCGCAUGGCCCGGCACAGCGCCGGCAGCGGCGGCGUGAUGGUGAGGCCGGACAAGCGCACCUUCCCGUUCGUGCUCCGCGCCUGCGCCGCCAUGGGCGCGGGCGAAACUGGGGCGCAGGUCCACGCGCACGUGGUCAAGGCCGGGUGCGAGUCGGACGCUUUCGUCAGGAACGCGCUCAUCGGCAUGCACGCUACCUGCGGGGACCUAGGUGCCGCGGCUGCGCUGUUCGACGGCGAAGCGCGCGCGGACGCCGUGGCGUGGUCGGCGAUGAUCUCUGGCUUCGCAAGGAGAGGGGACAUUGGUGCCGCCCGGGAGCUGUUCGACGAGAGUCCUGUGAAGGACCUCGUGUCUUGGAAUGUGAUGAUCACGGCAUAUGCGAAGCUGGGUGACAUGGCCCCGGCGAGGGAGCUCUUCGCCGGGGCUCCUGAUCGUGAUGUUGUGUCGUGGAACGCCAUGAUCUCUGGGUACGUGAGGUGCGGCUCGCACAAGCAAGCAAUGGAGCUCUUUGAGCAGAUGCAGACCAUGGGAGAAAAGCCAGAUACUGUCACGAUGCUCAGCUUAUUGUCUGCCUGUGCCGAUUCUGGUGACCUGGAUGCUGGCCGCAGACUGCACAGGUUUCUGUCAGGGAGGUUUUCUAGAAUUGGGCCUGCCGCUGUUCUUGGAAAUGCGCUGAUCGACAUGUAUGCAAAGUGUGGGAGCAUGACGAGUGCACUAGAGGUGUUCUGGUUGAUGCAAGAUAAGAAUGUCUCGACUUGGAACUCGAUCAUAGGAGGAUUAGCAUUGCAUGCCCAUGUCACAGAGUCCAUAGAUGUGUUCCAGAAGAUGCUGCAGGGGGAUGUCAAGCCAGACGAGAUUACCUUUGUUGCUGUCCUUGUUGCAUGCAGCCAUGGCGGAAUGGUUGACAAGGGACACGAGUACUUCAACUUGAUGCAAAAACGAUACAGGAUUGAGCCCAAUGUCAAACACUACGGUUGCAUGGUUGACAUGCUGAGUCGUGCAGGUCUGCUCAAAGAAGCGUUUGAAUUCAUCGGCACAAUGAAGAUCGAGCCUAAUCCUGUCAUAUGGAGGACCCUGCUUGGGGCUUGUAGGGUCCAUGGUGAGAUCGAACUGGCUGAGCAUGCGAAUCGGGAACUUCUAGAGGCAAGGAGUGAUGCAAGUGGGGAUUUUGUGCUUCUGUCGAACAUUUAUGCAUCAGCUGGAGAAUGGCUGGGGUCAGAGAAUAUGAGAAAGUUGAUGGACGACAGUGGUGUCAACAAGGAGGCAGGCCGUGCAGUUGUAGAUGGCAGUUCGAAGGAUCUAAUACAAUCUUCUAGACUGUUCUAA
This is a messenger RNA of Miscanthus lutarioriparius, 1614 nucleotides long. The record is from the annotation of a GenBank genome assembly. Lineage: Eukaryota; Viridiplantae; Streptophyta; Magnoliopsida; Poales; Poaceae.